ACAAAGGCCUUGUUCUUUUAACAAAAUUAAUAGAUGUUUAUCACUUUGCUUUUGAUAAGAUUUGUUAACGUUUAGACGGUUUCAUAUCCUUGUAGCCUUUAGUGUGUUCACUCACCAAAGGCACAAGAGAAUCUAAAUAAGCCGGGGAUUUGCCCAUAAUUUUUAACAUACUAGUGUACUAGCCAAGAAUGGCACAGCAGAAAUGGAGUCUGGCCUGGUUAUCGUUCGUAGUUCUCGCUAUCAUUAUGUCAGCGUUUGUCUUCCUCGCCUUUGUACGUAUCGAACUCCAUCUCACGAGACAAGAGCAAAGGUAUGACACAUUGAAUCAAAGAUUGACAGAUCUUGAAGGACGUCAACCAAGAGCAAACCAGGGAAAACAAGAUUCUGCUGCAGCUAAAAGACGCGUUGAUAGAUCACUAGGCGAAGGAGUUGAUUCACCGACCAAUGAAUCGAGUAGACAAACAUCACAGAAACCUGUUUCAAAAGAGGUCACUGUAACUCCAAAAACAAUCCACGGGGACACUUCUGGUUCAAACUUUGUCACAAAAAUUGAACAAGCUAAAGAGUUAAGUGAUUUAAGACGCGAAUUUGAAGAGUUGUUUGAAAGCAUUCGUACUGAGAGCACAAGAGUUUGUAAUACUCCUAAAGGAAAGGUUUGCGUCCGAGGUCCCCCGGGGCCUCCGGGACCAAGAGGAGGCACCGGGCACAGAGGUGCACAGGGAGUACCCGGUACAACUGGUCAAAAGGGGGAUAAAGGAGACAAAGGCGAACCUGGUUACUCGGUAGCCUCCAGUGGACCAGAAAGACAGCAAGGUUCACCAAAAGUUAUAGCUACGCCUACGAUCAUGUCAAUAGUGGAAAAUAACACUGCUGUAUUCAUAUGUGCGACGCAAGGCACCCCAAAACCAUCGGUUUACUGGCGUCGAAAUGGAGAACCGCUGACUGGAGAAAGGUACCUGUUCACGUCUAGAGGCGAGAUGAAGAUAUUGAAGACCAGGUUUGAAGACAGUGGAGAAUAUGAAUGUGUUGCAAGGAACUAUCUUGGUCUAGCAGAAGCAAUUGUGGAGCUGUUGGUACAAGCGCCCCCCAGAAUCAAGUCGUUCUUCCAAGGCCCAAUUUUCAUCAAGAAAAGAGGAUUGAUCAAGCUACCAGAGUGCAUAGCCGAGGGUUAUCCAACACCCACCAUCAAAUGGACCAAGGUCUAUGGUGAAAUCCCACAAAAGCGAAUCUUCAAGAAGAACGACAAAAUGAUGAUAUGGGAUGCACAGAGUUCUGAUUCUGGUUUAUACGUCUGUCAAGCCAAGAAUGAGAUCGGCAAAACCGAAGCUGUCACGCAGAUAGUUGUGGCUUCCCUGCCAGAAUUCCGUAGUAAACCACCAACCAAUGCUACUCUCUUUGCUGGAGACAUCCUGCAUGUUGAAUGCAGUGGAUACGACCCGACAUUGGUCGUGUCUUGGGAGCGAAGGAAUGGGCUAUUGUUCGAUCACCGUGCCAACGUGGACCCUAACGGCACGUUGUCUAUCACCCAGGUAACGACAUCGGACAGUGGUGAUUACAUAUGUGAGCUGAGCACCGAUGGAGGCAUUUUUAAGAAUAAAGCCACACUGAGGCUAAGUGUUGUCACAAGGGGCAUCAAGCCCGGUAUCUGUCCGAUACCACUGCCGAUUGGCCCGUGUCCUAACAACACCCGGGAUGAGUGUACACUGGAUCAAGAUUGUAUCCAAGGAAAGAAGUGCUGUUCAGAUUCUUGUCAUAAACAGUGUGUUUUCCCGCCACCAAACAGAGACUGUGGUGACUUGUACAUGGCAGGAAUCAGAAAGAACGGUGUUUACACCAUCACACCUGAUGACAAGGGCUCCUUCAAAGUCUACUGCGACAUGGAGACCAAUGGAGGUGGAUGGACUGUCUUCCAACGAAGACGCGACGGAACCACCGACUUCUAUCGCACAUGGAAAGACUACAAACUUGGCUUUGGGAAUCUGGAAGGGGAAUUCUGGUUGGGCAAUGAUAAAAUUAACCGUCUUGUUGCUUCGACUGAGAGUUCCCUUCGAAUUGACAUGGAGGACUGGGACGGUGUGAAAGUGUAUGCCAACUACGCAAGGUUCCGAAUGGAAAGUGAGAUGAAAAAAUACCGACUGACAGUGAGUGACUACUCAGGUAGUGCUGGGGACUCGUUAUACUACCAUAAUAAUAUGUUAUUCAGCACUAAAGAUGUGGACAACGACAGGUGGAAAGGAAAUGCGUGCGCUAUUGACCUGACAGGCAGCUGGUGGUACAAUAAUUGCCAUGCAUCUAAUCUAAAUGGGAUGUACUUUGGUAACAUUAAGGACUAUGGGGGAAUUGGAUGGUCUGCCUUUCGACAUAACCUGUCAUUAAAGUUCACAGAGAUGAAAGUCAGACCCGACUCUUUUGAAUUACGUACCUUGAUCAGCACAGUCAUGACCAUUGGUUUCUUUGCCAUUUGUAGAUGUCAUCACUGGUUCCUGACCAGCAGAUUGCUGAAAGGAGUUUUCCAGUCGCUGCAGUAUUGCCUGCACAUUAAAGAUUAUACAUUUAAUUUAUACAACCAUCAUGCCACUUGGAAAACCAAGUGGAACCAAAUAGACGAUUUUGUGACCCCUCCCCUCCCCUCCCCUCUAGAAAGUUAAAUUGAACUUCACUGUUACCUGUCCUUCAUCAGUCAGGUUGACAUCUCCUUCACUUGUGAAAUAUUCUCCUCCAAAUCCUGUAAUGACAAGGAGAGAAUGUUGCAAUCAAAUCAAUAAACAUGAUACACUAGUUCAGAGUGGGAAAUGUAUGUUCCUGAUAUAAUCACAUAGACCUUUGGCCCUCAUUUCAUGAUCGAAUUGGAAUUUAAAAGUUGAUUUUUAUGCCAUAAGAUUUGACAUAACUUAUAACAUAGCCACGAUAUAACGCGCGCUCUAAUUGGCUAAUUAACAUGCAUGAGCAUGCAUCCAAAAAGGUAUGUGCAUGCUGACCUGAUUGAGCAGCACGCUCUAUGUAAUGAAGAUUUCAUUAGAACAAAAUGUUAAAUAAAUACAAUGAUCAAUGCUUAGUUGUGGGUAUAUCAAGUUCUGAAUGCACUCGGAAGGUUGCUUAAGCACUCAAGAAGUUAGAGUCAUACUUGGCUAUGCCUCAUGCAACUCUUUUGCUUCUUUCAUGCUUAGCAACCUCCUGCAUGCAUCCAGAACUGGAAAUGCACACGCUAAGCAUUGACCAUUCCUUAAUGCUUCCAA
Actinia tenebrosa (Australian red waratah sea anemone) is the source of this 3236-nucleotide messenger RNA. RefSeq lists its product as uncharacterized. The record is from RefSeq and is a predicted model, not a curated record. Gene Ontology annotation, cellular component: extracellular region. Lineage: Eukaryota; Metazoa; Cnidaria; Anthozoa; Actiniaria; Actiniidae. Gene Ontology annotation, molecular function: peptidase inhibitor activity.